AGCUUUUGGUUACUAUUCUUUUGUCAUCUACUAAUUUAUCGCACUAGAAAUGGUAUGUGUUUCUCAAUGUAGAAAUAAUAUUUGUUUGACUUAAAUUUCUCUCUCAUCCAUCUAAAAGCCACACCAAAGGACCUUGAACUCAAACCAAACUCAUUCAUCCCCUCAACUCGCCACCUCCAUUGCAUGCUCUCACUUCCUUAGUCUCCUCACUAAGUCACUAUAUAUACCCCUCCCUCCCAACAGCUUCCUUCACAUUUCCACUUUCUCCUCCUCAACCUCUUCUCCACCUAUUUCCGCAAAUUAAUGGCACUUGAAGCUAGGCACCACAAUCAUUUCUCUCCGCAAAUCAUCACAAACAAUAGGGAAUUCGGGAAGAUUGAUGAGGCCAAGCUAAACAAUCCUGUACAAAUGGCUAGUGCAAAUCCUUUUGCUACCACAAUGGAAAAUCCGUGGAUGGGCAUGAAUCAUCAGUUUAUGGGAAUGAAUAAUAUGGUGAUUCAACCGGAAACUAAUUUCGUUAAGGUGGAGAAUGAAGUCCCGGUCAUCCUACCAAAUGACCCAAGAAAACGUUCUAGAGAUUCAAUGGAAAAUCAGUUCGACAAUCUCAACAUCCCUCCUAUGAUCACAGAUGAUGUUCCUCCAGGUUUUGCACCACAAACCAAUUUUCUGCAGGAUGAGUAUCAUCAAUGGGACAUAGACUAUAUCCUUUCCCAAUUUACCAAGAACAUUAAAGUGGAACUCGAGACACAAACAGAGCGAGACCUGAAAUUUUUGCUGGCUAGUUUAACAUCAAAGUUCAUAAAAAAGAUGAAAAUCCAAAGUGAAAAAAUUUCCAGGAUUGCCAAACUAAACAUGGCACUCCAAGAAAGAGCCAAGGCUCUUUGUGCUGAAACACAGCUCUAUAAAGACAUUGCGCGCCACGCUGAACUCACCAACAUGUCUCUCCGCAGAGACUUUGACAGAAUCCUAGCCAAGGUCAGCCAGCACAACAGGCCUAUGCCAAACGAGGCUGCUGAGCAAGACGCGGAGUCUUGUUAUGGAAGUACUGAUUUCGGAAACAAUGAUCAAGGGGUCGACCAGGAUGUCACUACAAGAAUUCCCGAGAUUUGCAAUAGGAUGUGUAAGAAAUGCGGGGAAAGGGAAUCAAGCGUUUUGCUUCUGCCCUGCAGGCAUCUUUGCCUUUGCGGUGUGUGUGGGAGCAGUGUUCAAGCGAAUUGCCCGGUGUGUGACACUGGAAUGACUGCAACGGUGCAUGUUUGCCUCACUUGAAGUCUGUUUAGGGAGUGAUCAGGUUAGAAUAAGAGAAGCUGUGUAGAGUUUCUCUGUGUUUUAGUAUGUUUGUUUAGCCUAGUGGUGCUUUGUGGUGCUAAAUGCUGAGCUAUCCAGCCAGUUUUGUACAGUUUCAAUGUUCUAGCUAAUCAAUCUUUUGUUCGUUUUUCA
Daucus carota subsp. sativus is the source of this 1440-nucleotide messenger RNA. RefSeq names its product BOI-related E3 ubiquitin-protein ligase 1. Bases 304 to 1269 code for a protein of 321 amino acids. Gene Ontology annotation, biological process: regulation of programmed cell death. The record is from RefSeq and is a predicted model, not a curated record. Lineage: Eukaryota; Viridiplantae; Streptophyta; Magnoliopsida; Apiales; Apiaceae. The transcript is spliced from 3 exons. Gene Ontology annotation, molecular function: ubiquitin-protein transferase activity.